AUGAUAUCAGUAGAUACACGCUGGACCUUCUUCCAAGCUCCUUUGGAAGUCGAAGAUGCCUUCGGAGUCAGAUUCCCCAUCCCAACCGAGUACGACUACGGCUUGAUUGAUACAGUCAUUCGCUACCGGUUCAAAAUUGGUGGAGGAGCUAUGGAGGUGAGCGCGGGGAACUACGAACUGUGUAGGAAACAGAACCGUUUUGACAUCAUCAACGAGUCCUCACGUUUACAGCCUGGGACGGCUAUUACGAUGUUCAUCAUCAUAAGCAUGCGGAUCGACAAGGAGGCAGUAUGGCCUAUGCCUCGUUGUGAGUCCGCAGAGGUUAUCCCGUCCCCUGGGGGCGGGUCUGUAUGCUCGAACCGUGAUGUGGAAUACUAUCAGGCCAACGGCAUGUCAGCCAACAUCGAGGAAACCCUCAGCAACAACACGAAGUCAUUCCCCUUGAAACAGCUUGUGUAUACCAGCGAUCAACCAUCCAACCUUGUCUCUUACAACAUUCUGGAGCGAACCACACGACGAAACGUCCGAUACGAUCCGUUUGGAAACUACCCUUCACCCUACAUUCCAGUUAUUGAAGCUAUCGCUAAGAUGGAAGGUGUUAUAUCCUGUGCUAGCGUCUCUAUAGGAGGCGUUGUGGAUGGUAGGUUCUUUGCGACGGUUCAAAUGGAGCUUGAGCAUGACAUCAAAGAUAAACCACCGCGUUGUGUGGAGGUCGGACGCUUGCUUUCCAAGUGCCUCGACCCAUGGGGAAUUGAUUCGUGCAGUGUUCAUUGCCACGUUGAUGGCAAACAUAUCGACAAUGGGGCAAGACAGAGGUAG
This is a messenger RNA of Alternaria novae-zelandiae, 819 nucleotides long. RefSeq lists its product as uncharacterized. The record is from RefSeq and is a predicted model, not a curated record. Bases 1 to 819 code for a protein of 272 amino acids. Lineage: Eukaryota; Fungi; Ascomycota; Dothideomycetes; Pleosporales; Pleosporaceae. The transcript has 2 exons.